GAGACGGCAACGAGGCGCGAGCAACCCGAGCCUGCACAAACCGUAACGGAGAAACGCCGAGCGGCCAGCGUGAGAGGGAGCGUGUGUUUAAGGGAGAGAGUGAGAGAGAGAGACGUAGCAUCGCACGGGGUCGGAUUAGACAAGAGCUGUUCUCUGUUUGACAUUUGGAGCCACGCAUGCUGAGAAUUACGCACGGGAGAUGGGCUUGUGACAGCGAACCAAUCCUUUUUCUUUUUUGUGAUAAACGACCCGACAUGUUUUAAAUUAUUCUGCAUCUCAACUGGCGGCAUCACACUCUCAGAGACACUUAACACUGCCUACUUUGGAACCGUUUUGGAAUUAAAAACAAUCAUUAAUAUUUUGUGCCGGGCCGAAUUGAUUUGUGCGAGAAUGGGGACGACGAGGUUAUGCGUGCUACAGAGUGAUUGCAAGGCACCGCAUUUCGCACCUGCUCUCUAACCCUCGCCCCCCCCCCCCCCCCCCCCAAGACCCUGACGUCUACACUGUAACGGAGUGGACUGCCCAAGAAGAUUUGACCGAGUCAGCCGUCUAGCCUCCCGCGUGAGUCACCGCGAACAAAUAUUUAGACACCGGCUCUUACGCACUACACGCUUUUCCAAAGUCCCCACAAACACAAACACAGCUCAACUCAACUCAACCGGCGGGAUAAUACGAGCCCUGAAGCACAGCGCACCGUCAACCACGGUACCGGACCGGACAGGACCGCACCAAGGCUCGCGCAGACCGGGGUGUUGGAUAUCGACCUGCUAAAUGCCCAGCCGGUCGCACGCGGCUCCACAGGCUGGGCGGCGAAAUGAGCUCGUGGGUCGUCCGACUCCUGCUACUGCUGGGUGCGCUCGCGGCGGCACAUGUGCGGCUCGGCAGCUCUGAGGGCGACCCCCUACCCAGCUACCUGGUGGAGCUGGUGUGGAACAGCCCCAUCGCCUCCAUCGACGACCUCAGGCAUCUGUUUAGGCUAGAGGCCGGAGAACUCACAGAGGGGGAGGAAGAAGAGCAGGACACAUCUGACCAUCACCCUGGGAGAUUCACCAGGAGUCUGAAUGAGGCCCCGAAGGCGAUCAUAGCGGAGUGCAAGGUGCGGACGGAGGUGCAGGAAGUGACCCGGGCCAUGCACGACAUCAGCAACGCCCACUUCAUGCUGUGGCCGCCGUGUGUGGAGGUGCAGCGCUGCUCUGGCUGCUGCAACUCCCAGAUAAUGCACUGUGUCCCAACCAUCACGAGCACCAGAGACCUUGAGGUGGUAAAGAUCCAGUACCUGAACUCAAAGCCUCAGAUUGGGAAGGCCAUCGUCUCCGUGGAGGACCACCUGAGCUGCAGGUGCGAGCAAAGGGCCCACCCCCGUGCCAUCCUGCCCCCCAGCCAGCCCCAGCCCCAGCCCUUGCCCCAGCCCCAGCCCUUGCCCCAGCCCUACCCCCAGCCCUACCCCCAGCCCUACCCCCAGCCCUACCCCCAGCCCCAUGCCACGCCCCCCAAGAGCUCCACCUCCAAGGCCGAGCUCCAUCGUCACGACGACCAGAAGCACAACCAGCAGCAGUUCCAGACGGCGGAGGAGCGUGAGCCCCCGGCCACCCGCCAGUGGCCCCAGGGGGGCUACACCCAGCUGGCCCGCUGGACCCCCGGCCCGGGGGACCACCACGCACCCCCGCUCUACACCCUGGCAGCAGGGGCCGCCGUCACGCGGCCCGUCACCGAAGGGGCCGGAGGCGGCCUGGUGUGGGCGGGGGCCCGAGCGUUGGGCCCCCAUGGCUCCAAGGACAUAGGGCCCCCUCCGGGCAGCGGCUCCGAGGGGGGGGCCCAGGACGCUGCUGGAUCGCAGCAUCAGCAGCCCCUGGCACCCAGGCACCACAACCACCCCCCCCACCACCCCCACCGCCCCCAGUACCCCCAGUACGGCCAGAGGCCUGAUGCCAGCACGCAGUACAGGCUCAACUCCUUCCAGGGGGACUCCGCCUCCACGCCGCCCAGCAGCGCCACGUGGCCGGCCAAUCACAGGCCAGAAUGGAACCCCACCCCCUCAACGGCCAGCACCAAUCAGAAGGAGCCGGCCUUACAGGUGGCCAGUGGGGAACACGUCAGGGUCGACAAUGACCGACAGACAGAGACUGGUUCGGCCAAUCAUAGUAAAGGAUCUGACAAGGAGGAAAGCGGGUCGACCAAUAGCGGGGAGGGUGUCGUGGUUCCAGCCAAUCGGCGACAGGAUAAGGACUCUGGAGUGAUGGAUGGGGGGCCUGCUCUCAGCGAGGAGGAGAGGCGACAGAAGCUUCUUGAGAUUGUACAAAGAGAACCACACCCUCCUCACCCUCACCCCGCAGACCACCUUCCCCAGCACAGACCAAAGCCCACCGCGUCUAAAGCAGUGGUCUCCCUGGAGGGUCCGACCCGCCGGCCCCCGUCCACCGCCGCGCGGACCCCUAGGAGGCCGGCCGCGCCCCGGCGCAGGAGGAAGCACCGCAACCGCAACCGCAUCAGCAAGAAGGCCAUGCGGGCCAUCAUCAUGUAGACGGAAGCCAAAGUGAAGCGACUGUGAGGAUGAGCCAAUAACAACUGGAACACUGGACUUUUGGGGGAUCCUUCUGCAGAAGGCUCUACAACUCUAGAAGAUGACACCAUUUUGGUUCAAACUGAACCUGCAACUGGAACUUUAACUUCUACUGAACUUUUAAUGUGCAAUCAUACUGACUCUUUGUGAACAGAGCAUACUUGUUAGAUUAUGAAUAAUAAUAAUAAUAAGGAUAAUAAUAACACACUUGAGACUGGCCUAUACAUUAUAUGAACCAUGAAUCUAGCGAAUAGGUGCCCUGAUAGCCCCCCUUGUCCCUUACCUGGAAUCCUGAAUGGAUUGGACAGCCGGGUGGCUGAAUGUUCUCCCGCGUCGACGCACAGCCAUUGAUUGGCUGUGCCCGACUUGUUUGACUACUGAUUGGGCGUCGAAGGAACGAAGAGCUUCCUGGCUUUGUUGCUGGGAGUUAUCUUCAAACAGAGCUGCUGUAGCAACCCUACCGCUGGACCAGACACUGUUGUGUGGGAAAAAGAAACAAGAGAAAAAGAAAAAAUAACAAUUAGCCAAGAAGAAUUAGACACUGGGCGGCCUGCUGAAAGAGAAACACACCGCCCCAACGCCAAAACCGUUGACUGCUAAACUCUUCGUUACUCUAGAUCCAACCAUAACACUGGAGUGACAUACACUGAUCCUGUGCUGUUGACCUAUUUAACCCAAACCUAGUGUGUAAUCUCCAGAAGUACUGCCCCUGUGGAACGCUUGUGCAGCCAUUAAUACCCGCCUGGUCCCGGUGACCGGGCCGCCAUAGUAAUGCCCCCCCCCCCCCCCCCUCUCCGCGUAGGGAAGAGCGCUUCGCAAAGUAAAACGACAAAAGAGUCUUUAUUUCUUAACUUAUUUUAAAACAAUGGAGGAUGCUGCAUCUUCCUCGUUCUUAAGUGUAAUUAUUGGUGCCGCAGUUUGUUUUAAUGAUUAUUGAUCACUGGUUGUACACUGUUACUGUCAUGAAUGUUAUUUUUAAUAUAAAGACCAAACGGUAAAGUACAUGCUGUCGGUUUCUGCCCCUCCCUCCCCGAGUGUGAUCUGUGUGGGUUGAUUAACUAGCAUUACUUCAAAUAUGCGUCACAAAAUGUCUGUACGUGUGGUAUGUGUGUGUCAAGCUGGGAAACAUGUGUGCGUGCCUGUGCAUGCUUUGAAGGAAUGUGUGUGUGCGUUUGCGUCCUUGUGAGUGUGUGUGUGUGUGUGUGUGUGUGUGUGUGUGUGUUUUUAUAGCAUGGAUUCACAUGUAUAUAGGUGUUUAUGCAUCUGUUUGUGUGUGUGUAUGUUUGUGUGUGUGCUUUUACAUCCAUCCAUGAAUAGGGAUGGGAAUUGAUAAGAAUUUCACGAUUCCGAUUCCGAUUCCGAUUCUGCUUAUCGAUCCGAUUCCUUAUCGAUUCUCUUAUCGAUUCUCAUUGGGUGAGAAAAUAAGUAUAAAUGUGUUUGUUUGUAUUAAAUCUCUUUAAUAUCUGAUCAGAAGUGCUUCUAGUAUUAGGAAAUUGUACAUUUUCAAAUCAAUUGGUCUAGACGAAAAAAUAUAUGUUUGGCUUUUUAAGCCCAAAUGCCAUCAUUAUGUGCCAUACAACUAAAAACACAGACUGAAAACAGCCAAGUAAGAGCUUGUGCCUUUUGGAAUGCUAACAGUGCUCAUUUGCAUUCAACUUGUAACAAAAUUCAACUGACAUAAACAAAAUGAAGCAUUGAUUAGACAGAGAUUUAUUAGAUGAGCCUACCUAAUAAGCCGUUGGAACACACAAGACCGAAAACCAUAGCAAUGCCGGUAAACAAACCCAGAGAAGCCCACCCCUAUGAGAGCUCCCCACGCUACGGCCAUCCGGAGGCGACAGAGCUGUUGGCCGUGAUAUUAUAUAUACAAUUAUAAUAUAUUAUAGACUAUUAUAUAUAGAGCUCCGGGAGUCGCAAACUGCAACAAUCACUUUCUCCUCCAUGCCGGUUUUCACCCCGGACUGCACUG
Gadus chalcogrammus (walleye pollock) is the source of this 4529-nucleotide messenger RNA. RefSeq lists its product as uncharacterized. Gene Ontology annotation, molecular function: platelet-derived growth factor receptor binding; growth factor activity. NCBI's taxonomy places the organism in Eukaryota, Metazoa, Chordata, Actinopteri, Gadiformes, Gadidae. Gene Ontology annotation, biological process: positive regulation of protein autophosphorylation; positive regulation of MAP kinase activity; platelet-derived growth factor receptor signaling pathway. The coding region runs from base 815 to 2521 and encodes 568 amino acids. The transcript is spliced from 7 exons. The record is from RefSeq and is a predicted model, not a curated record. Gene Ontology annotation, cellular component: membrane.